This is a messenger RNA of Canis lupus familiaris (dog), 909 nucleotides long. It is a transcript of the gene TMDD1, whose product is annotated as transmembrane and death domain 1. The transcript has 2 exons. The record is from RefSeq and is a predicted model, not a curated record. The coding region runs from base 1 to 909 and encodes 302 amino acids. Lineage: Eukaryota; Metazoa; Chordata; Mammalia; Carnivora; Canidae. Gene Ontology annotation, biological process: signal transduction. Gene Ontology annotation, molecular function: protein binding.
AUGGCGGCGCGGGCGCUGGCGCUGGCGCUGGCGCUGGCGCUCUGGGGCUGGGCGCUGGGCCCGGCGGGGACCCUGGACGCCAUGGGCCCCCACGCGGCCGUCCGUCUGGCCGAGCUGCUGACCCCGGAGGAGUGCGACCAUUUCCAGUCGCUCCUGAAGACUCCGGAGCCGGACGUCGAGGCCGAGCUGGCCCGGCUCUCCGAGGACCGGCUGGCCCGCCCCCGGACACCGGGCCCCACGUCCGCGCCUCCCGGCGGGCGGUGGCGGUGGCGGUGGCUGCGGCGGGGGCGGGCGCGGGCGCGGCGGGCGGCGGCCGAGCCGGCGGGGGAGUCGGAGGGCUGCCGGCAGGCGCUGGCGGCCUGGCUGGUGGACGAGGCCUCGACCCUGCCUUGGGACCGCGUGGCCCGGGCCCUGCGGCGCAGCGGCCGCCCCGACGUGGCCCGGGAGCUGGGCAAGAACCUGCACCAGCAGGCGACGCUGCAGCUGCGCAAGUCCAGCCUGCGCCCCGCCCCCGGCCCCGGCCCCGCCCCCGCCCCGCGCCCCCGCCGCGCCGCGCUCCCGGAGCCGGACUGGGACGCGCUGCAGCUGAUCGUGGAGCGCCUGCCGCAGGCCCCGUACGCGCGCAGUCCGGCGGGCUGGGUCGGGCCCCUGGCGCUCGGCCUGGCCACCGGCUUCGUGGGGGCGCUGGGCGCGGGGGCGCUGCUCAUCCCGCUCACGCUGUGGCUCACGGGCGGCGACGGCCCCGGCCCCGGCCCCGGCCCCGACCCCGGGCCUCCCCGGCGCAGGCCGGCCCGGGCGCGCGGCGGGCGGGAGGCGAGGCCGCUGCUGCCUGCGGGGCCGCUCGAGCCGCCGCGGGCCUGGGCUGCACCGGGGCGCCGCGCCCCCUCGCCCCCGUGUCCCCGGCUGUGA